UGAGAAGGUGAACGAAAAAUCAUCAUGGGUUGCCUGGAAGCCAGUGUGAUUUUCAUGGUCGCCACUUGCGCGUUGAGUGUGGUCGCGCGAAAGUUGGCCAAAAGACACCUCGUCGAACCGAACCAAGACCCGUCAAAGUCGUCAGCCUGGAUUUUGGCAGAAGAGGCCAUUGCCACUUUCGAGCUUUGUGCAGUCUGCUACGAGUUGUCUACGGUGUGUGAUCAUUUCGGUGCAUUGUACUACGGAAUCGGGCUGUUCUUGGCCGUCCUCUGGUGGGCCAUGACCUGGGAAGAGGCCAAAGCGUGUCCCUACUUCCACUUCGCUGACAUGUUGACCAGAAAACGUGGCAUGUUUGACGGGCUUUCCCGGAUCGCAGUGGAGACCGUCGCCGGACUUCUCGUCUACCCGUACGUGUGGACUUUUUGGGCUCUUGGACUUUCCACGGAACACCGACAGAAGGCGUUUGACUUGCGCUGCAUCACUGACAUGCAGGUGUCGCCAAUGAAUGCUGCCCUGGUUGAAGGAGCUGGAACAAUGGCAUGCGUUUUAUUCUCCCUGUACAUCAAUUCAAAGGCUUCCUGGAAGAUUUCAGCACCAUUAGACGCACUUGUCAGCUCUGUCUUGGUGUGCUUUGCAUUGAACUACACUGGCGGAUAUUACAACCCUGUCCUGGCAACUUCUUUGAAGUUGGGCUGCGAUAAUGAUGACUAUGUGGACCACUUGGCUGUUUACUGGCUGGCAUCUUCACUGGGAUGCAUUCCGCAGAUGUUGUACCCUCUUAUUCGAUCAUGA
Molecule: messenger RNA, 792 nt
Organism: Notodromas monacha
Lineage: Eukaryota; Metazoa; Arthropoda; Ostracoda; Podocopida; Cyprididae
Source: the annotation of a GenBank genome assembly